UUUUUUUUUAUAAUUAUUUGUUCUUGCACUUAACAUUUAGAAAAUUAUAAACAUGUCAGAAGACGCUCCCUAUAAACUUCAAAAUGCUACUUCUAAUGAGCAAUUUAAAAAUAGAGCUGAUUCAAUAUUUGGUUGCUUGGACUCCCUUGAAAAAAAGCAUUGUGAGCAAGUGAAAGAGCUUCAACAAGAGAAGAGAGAAGAUGGGAGAGAAAGGGUUAAUCAACAAAAAUAUCAACGCAGUAAGCGAAGACUACCCAGGCAAGUUCCAGACCAUGUUUUAAAUCCCAAAAACUGGAGAAAAUAUAGUCUGAUGGACGAUGGCUCACGAUCUCUAUCAAAAGGUCUUUCAGCUGACCAAAUAAAUAAAAAGAUAGCACUGGAAUUUAUCGACGAUUUAAAACAACGAAAAAAACUAGACUGUGUCUCAGAAGUCAAACAGGAUAAUAACGAUAGAGUAACGUUUAAUCGACCGGUAAAAACAGAACACGUGGAUAUUUUAUCAAAGACUGCUUUGUUCGGCUCUGUCCAUGGUGGCAAAGCACGCGUAAUGAACACUUUUGAAUUUGGUCGUAAACCGGCGAAAGUUAAAGCACAGGUGCACCUGUCGUCUAUUGUUACAGAAUCAUCAUGUAACUCUAUAACUUUGGACUUUCAGACGGAAGAAAAAGAUGAAGUUUUAGAUGAGGUGGAAAGCACAAUUAAUGACGUUUCAACGAAAAUAUUUGUUCCCCGCAAGAAAGAAAAAAAACGAUUUAUUCGGAAAAGAAAUAUUGUGGAUAAGGAUGAAUAGUGAAAUUAUUUUUAUUUUGAUAUGUAUUUCUUGAAUUCAUUUUUUUUCGUGACCGUGGCUUUUCUACGUUUUAUAGAAAUAAAACGGAUUAAUCGGA
This is a messenger RNA of Hydractinia symbiolongicarpus, 887 nucleotides long. Its product is annotated as protein TSSC4-like. NCBI's taxonomy places the organism in Eukaryota, Metazoa, Cnidaria, Hydrozoa, Anthoathecata, Hydractiniidae. The transcript has 2 exons. Bases 53 to 790 code for a protein of 245 amino acids. The record is from RefSeq and is a predicted model, not a curated record.